This is a messenger RNA of Melanotaenia boesemani (Boeseman's rainbowfish), 3157 nucleotides long. RefSeq names its product NOP14 nucleolar protein homolog (yeast) (gene nop14). Gene Ontology annotation, cellular component: small-subunit processome; nucleolus; Noc4p-Nop14p complex. Lineage: Eukaryota; Metazoa; Chordata; Actinopteri; Atheriniformes; Melanotaeniidae. Bases 167 to 2806 code for a protein of 879 amino acids. The record is from RefSeq and is a predicted model, not a curated record. The transcript is spliced from 19 exons. Gene Ontology annotation, biological process: maturation of SSU-rRNA.
GUCACUGUUUUCAACUCUGACCUCGAGCUGUGCACGCUGAGGAAAAGAGCCCCUGUGAAGCAACGUGAUAUCAAAUAUGUAUUAAAUAAAGCAUGAGCAGAGCGUAAUUGUUCCUUGUUUGGUUCCUCUUGGAUUUGUAAAUUUGACGUCCGUACGCAUCUAAAGGAUGGGAAAGGUACCAAAGAAGAGGAACCUUGCUGACAAGGUCCGCAAAACCAAGACGAGCACUGAAAUAAAAAACAACCCUUUUGAGGUGAAAAUCAACCGAAAGAAAUUCGAUAUUCUGGGGAGAAAAACUAAACAUGAUGUGGGUCUCCCAGGGGUAUCUCGGUCCAAAGCCAUCAAUAAGAGGAAAGAAACCCUUCUGAAGGAAUACAAAUUGAAGAACAAGUCCAACAAAUUUGUUGACAGACGUUUUGGAGAAUAUGACAACAAGAUGGCACCAGAAGACAAAAUCCUACAGAGGUUUGCCAUGGAGAGACAGCGUGUUCAUGAAAAGAAAGAUGUAUACAACCUGAACGAAGAAGAAGAGCUGACUCAUUAUGGCCAGUCAUUGGCUGAAAUGGAGAAAUUUAAUGACAUUGUGAAUAGUGACGAUGAAUCAGAGGAGAAAGGGCUCUUAUCAGCUGAGCUGACUGCCUCACACUUUGGAGGAGGAGGGGGGCUCCUCAGGAAGAAAGCAUCAGGGGGGCAGCAGCAGGAUGAGGAGGCAGGAAGCCAGAGGCCCAAGACCAGACAGGAGCUCAUUGAAGAGCUUAUCCAGAAGUCCAAACAGGAAAAGAGGGAGCGACAGGUGCAGAAGGAGGAGGCCCAGGAGCUGACUGAGAAGCUGGAUCAGGAGUGGAAGAGCAUUCAGGCUCUGAUGGUGAAAAAAACCCCUAAAGCUGAGCAUGUGGACAAGCCGGAGGAGAAACCCAAACUGGAAGAAUAUGACAUGAUGGUCCGCGAGCUCGGCUUCGACAUGAAGGCUCAGCCUUCGGAGAAGAUGAAGACUGCAGAGGAGCUGGCCAGAGAGGAGAACGAGAAGCUGCAGAAACUAGAGGCUGACCGUCUGAGGAGGAUGAAGGGAGAUGAAGGCGGGACCGGCACUCAGAGUCAAAUCCACAUAUCUGCCGAUGACCUCAACGAUGGCUUCGUCCUGGAUAAGCAUGACAAGAAGACUCUGGCCUAUCAGGAUGGAAAGUGGAACAUUGGGGAGGAACCAGAGGAAGACAAGGAGAAAGAUGGAGAGGAAGUAGAAAGUGAUGAGGAAGAUGGAGAGGAAGAGAGCGGUGAAGAAGAUGAAGAGGAGGAAAAUGAGGAUGGAGAGGAAGAUAAUGAAGAGGAGGAGGAGGAGGGCAGCGAUGAAGAGGAAGAAGAUGGCCACUCAGAUCUGGACUCUGAGCAAGAAAGCGACAAUGAGGGAAAAAAACAGGAGGAUGAAGAGACCGGUACCAAACCGAAGAAAAGUCUCUCUAAAGAGGAGAUGAAGGCCCAGCAGGAGGCAGCCAAAGCAGAGCUCCCGUACACAUUUGCUGCCCCUGAGAGCUACAGCGACCUGGCAGAUUUGCUCCGUGGUCACACCCCUGACAACCAGCGCCUCAUCGUGGCCAGGACUCAGAAGUGCAACCAUCCUGGUUUAGCUGUUGGCAAUAAGCUCAAACUGCAGAAACUGUUUGGUUUUCUCUUGGAGUACAUCGGAGAGCUGGCCACCAGGAGUCCACCUGAACUCACCACUAUAGAUAAGCUCAUCCCGGAGUUGUAUGCGCUGUGCCAGAUGUUUCCAGAAGCAGCCUGUCAGACCAUGCAGAGCAUCCUCAGAGAUGCUGCCCACAGCACGGAGGAGGUGCUUGAGGUCAAAGGUCAUGCUGCUUUACCUACACUAGACAUGCUUAUUUACCUGAAGGUGACAGCGCUGCUAUUUCCCACCUCAGACUUCAGACACCCAGUUACAACUCCAGCGCUGCUUUACAUCAGCCAGGCUCUCACCAGGUGUCCAAUAAGAUCAUUGAGUGAUCUAACAUCAGGGUUAAUGCUGUGCUGCCUGGCAGUGGAGUAUGUCUCAUUUUCGAAGCGUUUCCUGCCUGAGCUCAUCAACUUCCUGACUGGAACUCUACACCUGGCUGUGGGGGAUAAGUCUUUGCUCGGUUACAAAGUGGUGCCACCUUUCAGACCAACAGGGAAGUACAGUGAUCUGCUGGUGGUGUCGGCCUCAGAGUCCUGCAAGACUUGGAGCAAGAACUGCCUGCCUCUGUCUGCUACCCAACAUCUGGAACUCAGAACCGACCUGGAGAGAGAUCACCACAGGUGGACGUGUUUGUCUACUGGUCUGGACCUGGUGGAGAGAUGCUGCCAGCUCUAUAAAGACCUUACUUCCUUCACACACAUCUUUCAGCCAAUCAGAACAGUUCUUUCCAAGCACCUUUCCUCCCAAACUUUACCAGAAUCUUUGCAGGAACUUCACAGUAACAUCUUAACAGCCAUCAGCAGGUCUCCUGUGUUUCACAGUCGGCUGGUUUUUGAAAAGAAAAAACCCAUUCCUCUCAAGCUGCUCACACCCAAGAUUGUUGAAGUCUUGGAUUAUGGAAAGAAGCAUGGCAGCACCAGAGAGGAGAGAGAGAAAGAGCGAUUGAAACACAAGUACAAGAAGGAGUUUAAGGGCGCGCUGAGGGAGAUCAGGAAAGAUUCGCGCUUCCUGGCCAGAGAGAAGCUAAACGAGACCAUGAAGAGGGAUGCGGAGAGAAAGAGGAAGGUCAAAGAGCUCUUUGGCAGCUUGGCCACUCAGGAGGGAGAGUGGAAAGCCCUCAAGAGGAAGAAGAAGAAGUAAAACCAGGAAACAAAGCCUCCACCUAUUCUCUUCAUCAUCUGUUGGUUUUCAUGCAGAUUUCUUCAACUGAGUCGUGAGAAACCUGCAAAAGUCUGAAAUCAAUGGAUGUGACAAUUUAUCAAUCGUAUCUUUUAUAUCUUUGCUGUUCAUCUUCUCAGUAAAACACAUUUUAUGCUAGUUGUGAAUUUGCUGUCAUGAUUGUACAUCAAGCUGUUGCAUAUUUUGACAUGUGCGCUUGAUGUGACGACUAGAUACUGUUAUUUGAAGUGCCUGUCAGCAGAGCAGCCAAUAUUUCCCAGAAGUCAUCAUAAUAAUGUGCAAAUACAGAAAGAACAAAUCUUUUUAUCUUCA